GAAGUUGUUAUUGGAGAUCUGAAGCCAGGGACUCUCCAUACUGUCAGCAUAGGAGCUUAUGGCUGGGCAGGAAGAGGCAAAGCCAGCAUGCCUAGAAAUGUGACAACUCUAUCACAAGAUAAAUGUAUGCCUCCAGCUCCACCUAGUCAGCCUCAAGUCAUUGUUGUUUCAGACUCAGAGGUUGCUUUAUCAUGGAAACCAGGGCCAAGUGAAGGAAGUUCUCCAAUUGAGUACUACACUGUGGAAUUUAUCAGACCCGAUUUUGAUACCAAAUGGACAGCAAUUAGAGAGCAGAUCCAGAUGGACUCUAUGAUCCUGAAGGGGCUAACUCCAAACGACAAGUAUCGGUUUGCCAUCCGAGCUACAAAUUCAUAUGGGUCCAGCCUGCCAAGCAUUGCCAGUGAUAUAAUCAGAAUGUUCCACCCGGAAGAGUUAGGGAGUGGAAGCUACGGACCUCCAUACAUGACUGAGUCUGGAAAUGGUGAUGAUGAUGAUGGAAUUGACAUUGAUGAUUCAGACUCUGACAUUUAUAUCGAUGAGCUCAAACCACUUCCUGCUAUCAAAGGAGGCAAUACAAAUUUUUUGGUUGAAACCAACAUAAUACAAGGAUCUAAUGCAGAACUCCUUUCUGGGCUGCUUUCACCUACUACAUAUCCUGUCAGUUCUAUGGCAACAACUACAUUCCUACCACGUGCUACUAUCCCUUCCAGCAUUACUGCUAAGGCCAUCAGGAGGAACAGCGGGACUUCAGUGGUACGACAAUCUGAUCAGUCCUGUGAUGAAACCAUCUGCUCUACCAACAGCUUUUGCAUCAAUGAUUAUGAGCGGAGUGGCUCUCGUUGCCAUUGCAACCUUGGCAAAGGAGGGGAGAGUUGUUCAGAAGAUAUUAAUAUUCAGUAUCCUCAAUUUUUUGGAUAUUCCUAUAUCUCCUUUGAGCCUCUUAAGAAUUCCUAUCAGACAUUCCAAAUUACUGUUGAAUUUAUGGCAGUAGCAGAGGAUGGUUUGCUUCUCUAUUGUGGAGAGAAUGAGCAUGGUCGUGGUGAUUUCAUGUCACUGGCAAUCAUCAGGCAAAGAGUUCAGUUCAGGUUCAACUGUGGAACUGGAAUUGCAACAAUAACAAGCAAGGACAAAAUUAAACUGGGCAGUUGGCACAAUGUGACUGUAUUUAGAGAUGGAAUAGAUGGAUGGCUUAGUUUGGAUAACAGUCCACAAGUUCCUGGUAAAUCUCAGGGUCAAUAUAGCAAAAUUACUUUUCGGACUCCUUUCUAUCUUGGCGGUGCUCCCACAGCCUAUUGGCUUGUAAAGUCAGUAGGAAUCAAUCAUGGCUUCCAAGGGUGUGUUCAAUUAUUCAUUAUUAAUGGCAAGCCCAUUGACAUGAGGCCCUGGCCUCUGGGAAGAAGCCUUAGUGGGGCAGAUGUUGGUGAAUGUAGUAGUGGGAUUUGUGAUGAAGCUUCUUGCAUUAAUGGUGGUACCUGCACGGCCAGCAAAGCAGAUCAAUACAUCUGCCUUUGCCCACUUGGAUUUAAAGGCCGCCACUGUGAAGAAGUUUUCACCCUCACCAUACCUCAGUUCAAUGAAACAUUGAAAUCUUUUGCUGUUACUCCCUGGCCAUUAGAACCAGUCAGCUAUCUUUCUUUCAUGGAAUUUGAGAUCAUAUUUCGUCCAGAUGUGGCAAAUGGUGUCCUGUUGUACAGUUACGAUACAGGCAGCAAAGACUUCCUGUCCAUUUGCAUUGUGGACAGCUAUGUGGAAUUCAGGUUUGACUGCGGCUCAGGAACUGCUAUUAUCAGGAGCAAAGACCCCAUCAGUUUGAAUCAGUGGCAUCAACUCAAAGUGUCACGCACAGCAAAAAAUGGCAUUUUGCAGGUUGAUCAGCAAACUCCAAUAGAAGGAAUGGCAGAGGGAGCUUUCACUCAGAUUAAAUGUAAUCCUGAGAUCUUCAUCGGUGGAGUACCAAAUUAUGAUGACGUGAAAAAGAACUCCGGUGUUCUGAAACCAUUCUCUGGAAGUAUUCAGAAGAUAGUUUUGAAUGACCGGACAAUAGACAUGAAGCAAGAUUUUACAGCUGCAAUCAACUUAGGGAACACGGUCCAUCCCUGUGUGAGUGCCCCCUGUGAUAACAGGGGCUCCUGCGUGCCCAAGAAAGAUGGGUAUGAAUGUGAUUGCCCUUUGGGUUUUGAAGGGCAAAACUGCCAGAAAGAAUGUGGAAAUUACUGCUUGAACAUUGUGAUGGAAGCCAUUGAAAUUCCACAGUUCAUAGGGCGCAGUUAUCUUACAUACGACAAUCCAAACAUUCUUAAAAGAGUGUCAGGAUCAAGAACAAAUGUGUUUAUGAGAUUUAAGACUGCACUGAUGGAUGGUCUAUUGUUAUGGAGAGGUGACAGCCCAAUGCGAUCCAACAGUGACUUCAUCUCCCUUGGUCUUCAGGAUGGUUCCCUGGUCUUCAGUUACAAUCUGGGCAGUGGCAUUGCUUAUAUAAUAGUGAAUGGCUCUUUCAAUGAUGGCAGGUGGCAUAAAGUUAAAGCAGUUCGGGAUGGACAAUCUGGGAAGAUCACAGUUGAUGAUUAUGGUGCCAGAACUGGAAAAUCACCAGGAAUGAUGAGACAGUUGAAUAUCAAUGGGGAUUUAUAUGUUGGAGGAAUGAAAGAAAUAGCGCUGCAUACAAACCGACAGUAUAUGAGAGGUCUCGUAGGUUGCAUUUCGCACUUCACACUUUCUACAGAUUUUCAUAUUUCACUAGUUGAAGAUGCAGCUGAUGGGAAGAACAUUAACACUUGUGGGAGAAAGUAACAGACAGAAAUCCAUCAUCACACAGACAAUAAUAUUGUGUAGCAGCAAAAUGACUGAUCUUGCACAGUGAAGACUUCUCCCACGAAACACCUGGAAGAGUGAAUCGGAAGUGAAGUGAAAG
Protobothrops mucrosquamatus (brown spotted pit viper) is the source of this 2911-nucleotide messenger RNA. It is a transcript of the gene EGFLAM, whose product is annotated as EGF like, fibronectin type III and laminin G domains. The transcript has 20 exons. The record is from RefSeq and is a predicted model, not a curated record. Gene Ontology annotation, molecular function: protein binding; calcium ion binding. The annotation marks the transcript as partial. Lineage: Eukaryota; Metazoa; Chordata; Lepidosauria; Squamata; Viperidae.